Messenger RNA from Bactrocera neohumeralis, 6358 nucleotides. RefSeq lists its product as uncharacterized. The transcript has 6 exons. The record is from RefSeq and is a predicted model, not a curated record. Bases 185 to 5899 code for a protein of 1904 amino acids. Lineage: Eukaryota; Metazoa; Arthropoda; Insecta; Diptera; Tephritidae.
AUAAAAUACUUACAAAAUAGGCUGCUGGUCACUCCACAACUUAAUUAGUUUUUUCGCGUCUGCGCAUUUGGUUUGUUGUCGUUAUUAAUUUUAUUUGAUUUGAAUAUAGCGAAAAACUAGCUAUUACAAUUUUGCUGGGGCAAAUGUAAUUGAAAAUUGUGUCAUAUUGGGAGAGCACGUGAAAAUGUCCGUAAAUAUUACUGUGAAUGGAAAAUUUCGAGCAUGUAAUAAACCAAGCAUUUUGGACGAUCCUGUGCGUGUAAAAAAGCAACUGGAAGGUGAGCUUCGAAAACAACGUUUACUUGAGGUACGUGAAGAGUCAAAAAAGUUGGCGCGAAAAAUACGCAAUGAUGUCGCAGCGGAAAAGGAUAGACAGCUGCGAAAUCUUGAGGCUAUUAAAGCGCAGGAACUUGAAUGUUGGCGGCAACAUGUAUUGGAUCAGAAGAAUAAUGAAUAUCGGCAAGCUAUAUUUCAAAUCGGCACAGCACAUAAUGCCGCAAAAAUUGAGAACGAAGCAAUGGCAGAACGUCAAGCUGCAAAGGAGCAAGAGCGCAUACAAUUCAAAAAGAAAACCAAUGAACGGAUAGGUGCCAAACCCAAGCAAAAUGUAAAGAAGGUGCUACAAACUGCCGGCACUCAAACACCAAAUGUGCUAAUGAAAGACAAAAAGAAAAAGACACCGAAAAAACGAAGGCGAAAAAUUUGCUCAAAAGAUCACACAUCAACUUGCCACUGCACAAGUGCUGAAAGCGAAUCAGAUGAUGAUGACAGUCAGCAUAGUGAUGAAGAUGACGCCGAAAUACUAAGUGAUUCUAAUAAAAGUGAGACGACAAAAUCUGUAACAAUUUGCCCAUGUCCGAAAGUAAUCAAAUGCCCAUGCACAAGCUCCUCAUCUUCUUCGCUACUUUCGUCAACGUGUACCGACGAAGAAGAACCAGAAAAGAGUUCUAAUGUAAAAAAUAAAAAUACUGUCCUCAGCAAAAAUCCGGCUGUUAUUGUGGAUAUCGAUAUGGAUAGCAACGAUUCAAUAAGCAUAACAGCUGGUGAAAUUAAAGAUAAAUACGCACAGAGCAACCGGCAAUUUCACCAUAUUGUGCGAAAUAGUAGUCCCGAAAAGUCAAUACGUGCCCAACCAAAAAGUAGAACAACUACUACCACAGCAAAACCACGUUUCACACAAGUUUCGCAAAUUUUAAAUGCAAAAAGUGCCACCAGCGUUUCACCUACACGUUCACGUUCACCACCCAAGCCACCACCGCCAUCGCUGGCAGCCACAACGGCCAGUACGACAGUUAAAUCGCCACAUAAAAGUAGUACAUCGGGUCGCAUACAAAUUACACUUUCAGGCAACACAGUUACAAUGAAUAGCUGUAAAAGUGAUAAGGAAAAAGAUGCGCGCGAAAGUAGCAGCAAUCGUGUCCAGUCCUAUGAUUACAACAACAAAUAUACGCGGGAUUAUGCACAACCUAACGAGGGUCUGGUGCAUGAACCUACUUUUCGCGAACGUAAUGGUCCGUGUGCAGUAGCACAAGCGGAAAUGGAAAGAGAAUUAGCAUUACAAAGAGAUGAGGAGCGCAAAAGAAUGAGUGCGCGCUCGGUUGAACGUGGUCGUAAAGCGCUUGAACGUGAACAAGCACGUCGUGAUUGUGCUGAGCUUACAGAAAGGCUUGAUGCGCUAACGCAGGAAUAUCCGCAACUGCUGAAUCCGACUGAUGUUAGAAUUCAAAAUCAUCAAUUAUAUAUAAGUCGUGAAGCACGCUUAGAACAGAAACGUAAUGCAGCCGUAGAAGACCUAUUUUUGCACCCUGCAAUCAUCACCUGCCCAGAAAUUAAUAAGCAGCACAUUCGCAUUGGAAGUGCACUAGAAGGCGUCACCAGCACUAAAGCCGUUGGCGAUAAUUUGAAUUUAGCUUCACCACAUGAUCAAAUCAAUAGUUCCUCUGACAGCCGUUGCUCUAUACUGCUCGGUUAUGUUGAUGAUCAGAAGAAGAAAAUACGUAAUGAUUUGCUGAAAUGCGCUGAUGGUCAGCCAAAUCAGAAUAAACAAAAAGCUGAACGCUUAAAAAAAUUGUUGCUGCGCAUAGAUGAGUUGCGCAAAGCCUUGUGUGAAGAGCUGGAAAAAAAUGGCAGUGGUGAUAGCAUGCAGCAGGUGAUAAACGAUGUGAGUGAUGUGCGUCGCGAGCGUGAACGUAUGCUGAAUAAGGAUGUGCCGCAGGAAAAUGGCAGACAAUCGCCGUUGGCCAAGCAUUUAAAUGAUGUCGAACAAAAAGAAGCUGUUUUGGAACAAAAGCUGCGUGAAUUAUGUAAAAUGCAGAAACCACAAGGUGGCCAAGUUACCACAGAUAAAGUUCUUGGUAAACCCACGGAAAAUAUAGUGAAAAAAUCAGACGGCAAGGAGUGCAGAGUGCAGACCACAGGCAAUAAACCGUUAGAAAUCAUAAUAAAGUUGAAGAAGGAAGGCAGCCGACGUGGCAAACAGAAAGUGAAAAAGCCCACAAAGAGUCCACGAAAAGUCUCCACUUUAAUUGAUACACCGACACGCCGUUUGGGCGUUAAACGUUCCGCUAGCAAUGUGCGUGAGAAACCACAACAACAACAAAAAGUUUCUACUAAUGACAAGCAAGGUGCUAUAAAUCGACAAAAUUCUUAUGACUCCAAUUCGACAUCAUAUCGCAGUCUACCAUCUCGCAUUGCCAACGACGUGGAUGCGCUGGUCGAUCAAUUAGAAUUGAGUGAGGAGGCAGACAUUCACGGCGCUACUAAUAUACCAGUAACGGCUGUUGGCGCUGAAGCCCAGACGGCGCCACAACCAGCAAAAUCAACUCAACGUCCAGCGCGUUUGAAUCCGCUCAUAGCACACUAUGUGCAACGUCUGUUGGGUAUGUCACGUAAUUCCGUACUCGGUUUGGGCGUGAGCUCUUCGGACAUCGAAACACCCUCAUCUUCCAUUAUGAAUGUCAGUUCGAAUCGUGUAAGCGCCACUGUUAACUUGGCCGAUUCGCAAGAACGUAUACAACGUGUACAGCGGUUUAUCGAGGAAAAUCGUAGUUUUAUCAGUGAGUUGGAAGACACAUUGCGCACCCAAAGCGAUGUUACGCUUGAGACUAGCAUUCGCAUGUUUGAGGAGAUUUGGCAGCAACGACUGCGCAAGGAGCAACACAGUGGCGGUGAAAAAGCGACGAAGGAACCGCAAGUAAGACAGCGUAAGGAGAUAGCGCCAUCAGCUGCCGAUGCAAGAGCACGAGUGCCGCGCACUGAAACAGGCAAAGAGAGAUACAUGCGCGAUAACGCUGGAGUGGUGGCUCAACAAGCUAAAGUAACGCGCAAGCCAGAUAAAAGUUCAACGGAUACGCAUACACGUGCUGUGAUGGCCGAGGCGGCACCAAGUGUAAGCCAACAGCAGCGCGCGCCCGUCCAACAAACACUCGUGCCAACGGUAGUAAGAGCUAAGCAGGCGCAGGGUAAAGAUAAGCAGGUUCAGGGUCAAGCUGAGCAGCCGCAGGGUCAAGCUAAGCAAGCGCAGGGUCAGCAACCACGACAAAUCGUGCAAAUUGGUGAAAAAACAGCGCGUAUAUCAACGGAGCGCACCGCCACUACCGCCAGUGCGGAUUCGCAACCGAAACGUGAUAUUUUAGUUGACACAGAGGAGCGUCGCGCUGAAGAGCAAAUCGCACGUUAUGAGCAACUCACCGAGAACUGUACACAACGCAUCGCGGAGUUAACCGAGCUCAUACAAAAAGUGCGCACCGAAAAGAAACGCCUCAUGGAGGUCACACUCAGUUCGGUAAGUGAGGGACGCAACUCAACCGAAUACAUCGAAUUGCCCGAUGGCACGCGUCGACGCUCAAAUGCAUCCGUCGAUAGAAAUACCAGCAUCAGCAGUGGCAGCAGUGGUGGCGCAAGCGUACGCCACGCUCUGACCACACAACCAACCACCUCUAUAGACUACACACCGCCGGAUAUAUUGGAGCAGCAAGCUGCCGCUACUUCGGCGGAAGGUUUAUCAGCGCUCGACAGCGCGGCGCCGCUUGAAAAGCACAAACCAACAGGUAUGAGUCACGAUAGCGGCAUUUCCAUUUCACGCCCAUUGACAGCACAGGAUGUGGAACCACCAUCGCAAGCAUCGAGCACAACACACCCAAGCCAUCAUGGCGGUGGCGGGCGUAAGGCGCGACCCCCGCCUACUUUGCAACGUUACAGCCCUAACUUUGCCGAGGAUGAUGUAGUACACGAGCUAUCUACCAUCAUCGAGGUAGACACACCGGCUACAUCGCGCGUAAAUGCCACCACUGUUAGUGCAGCGGCCGCAGCAGCUGAGGCUUCACGCAGCAGACCUUUGCAACCGCAACCUUUCCCCACAUUCGAAGAAUAUGCGCGUGAAAUGAAUUUGGAUGUCACACAGUUGGAUGCGGACACGAGCCAACGCAUAAAUCAGGAAUUUGAAACGCUAAUCGCACAGCUGUGUAAUGCGCAGAGUGGCGCAGUGCCCGACUAUCGUGAGUUUCCGUCGCUUUCAGCCUAUCUGCGCAAUUUGAGUGUACCGCAAGAUGGCGCUGAACAGUCACAAUCGCCGGAAACUAUCGACGACUUGGUCUCCUGCCUACGCAUAGCAAAUCUCUCCAUAAAACCCUUCCCGACGCGUCAGGAAUAUUUACGCCAAUUAGCAACAAAUUCUCAGAGUGGUGAGUUUCUCGAUAGCGCCAGUCUGGAAAACAUCUCCGACGCACGUACGAACAGUAAUACAGAAACCGAAUCGGAAUCGAUAAACAUUGAAGAGGAGCUGAGACGACGUCAACUGCUACAGCAUUCAUUUCGCACGGCCAAAACAAAAGAGCAAAUAUUCUCCUCCACCGUGAGGGAUGGCGGUGAAAACGGGCGCGCCACUCAUGCACGUGCCUUCGCCGCAGAAAGCGGCAUUGAGAAGCUCUCCUCAACAUCUGAGAAUGGUUCAAGUGAAUUCGAACGUCAGCUAUUCAGUUUGGGCAUGAAGUGGCCGGCAACAAUGCGUGCGCGCACCAAAGAGGCAAAGGCGGUCGGCAAUAGUAACAGCUCAAGCAGUCCGGAGCGUGUGGCACCCACAACUGACGCCACUGCGCAGCGUAAUAGUCCGAAAAAAGGCGUCAAUAAUGCGGUACUGAAGAGUCCACAGCGCUCACCAGACUCUACAUUGCGUGGUGUCAGCCCUAAACGUGUGGAAACGGUAAAAAUCAGCGCUACUAAGGAAGUGCAAUUUGAGCGUAGUGUCGAUAAGCGCUCUCCAACCCAUAGUCCAACGCGCGAGGCAGCAAAACAAAAAUUAAGACACAGUCCUGAGCGUCUUGAGGUCAACACCAACAAAGAUACCUCACACCAAAAACAGCGAAGCAUCAAUCCCACGCCUGAUAUGUCCACUAAGGACACAGCGGGGCAUGAUGCGUCACGAAAGAAUAAAAGUUCGCAACCACGCUCUAGCGAUUGCGAGUUCCUAAGCGACUUCGGACGACCGUUAAAUUUACGCGACUUCCUCACCAAAGAGCUGCUGAAGCAUGCCAGUUCUUCGAGCACAUCAUCCACUCCUACAGAUGAAUCGUUGCGCAGUGCCUUCCUGCAAUCCAUCAUUGAAACGAUGACACCACGUACCAAUAACGGCGGCAGCAAUCAACUGGACAGACAGAAGACUUCCACGCCGGUUACACAUUCCGCCAGCUCGAAUGCGCAAAGUAGCGGGGAGCAUAGUGUAAGCAGCACAACCAAUACACAAUCACAACUAUUCUCCGGCGAAAGUUGCAUAUCUUCGGUGCGCUUCUUCGAACGCUCGAUAACGCGCACAUAUCCGCGAAAUUCGCCAACCACUGCCGGUGAUGCACAAAAGAAAGUGACAGAGGAGCAACCAGAUGACAAUAAUGCCAGCCAAAAAUAACGUUUUUGUCUGUGACUUCGGUGUCCGCGCAUGCGCUUACAUAGCUAUAUAUAAUAUAUUUAAUUUAGUUUUAACAUUUUGCAUCUUUGUUUUACCUACACACAAAAUCAUUAGUUAAUUGUGCAACCCAUUGAUGACAUAUAGCGACAAAUACAUACAUACAUACAUACCAAUAUAUAUUUAAGUAGAUAAUAAGCCACUUUGUUAUCAGUAUGAAUACCUAUUUGUUAAAGAUUUAUAAUGAUUGCAUGCAUAACGAUUUUACAUAUAUCCAAGCCAUUUUGGAUCUUGUAUUGGACGCAGACAGCCGAUGUGCCAACGUCUGUAGAUGAUUUUUAUUUGUUCGAAAGCAAUAUUGAUAAAGACACACAUUGUUUGUUAAUUAAUUAAGACGAGAAGCAGCGCAAGAGUUAUGUAAAAUGCAAUAAAAAUAAAUAGAAUAUAUUGUGUAUACAUGUA